Messenger RNA from Cylindrotheca closterium, 930 nucleotides. The record is from the annotation of a GenBank genome assembly. Lineage: Eukaryota; Bacillariophyta; Bacillariophyceae; Bacillariales; Bacillariaceae.
AUGCAAUACGGCAGCAUCAACACUGCUAGUACUAAUAGCAGGGAUUCAUCUUUCGCUCCGCAAGAAAAUCUCCCCGACGAUAAGGCGCUUAGAAGGCUCAUAUCUGUCACCAUCGCUGUAGUUUGCUUGAUUGCAGCUCUCUUUGAAUCGUCGUCCUCUGCCAACGAAGAACUCUCGUUACCCCUUCCUCCGAUGUCUUCCGUUUUCAAGCCCGUCGACAAAUUUUCUUCUCCGCACUGGAAAACAUAUGGAGAUAUAUCUGAGAUACGGGAAAAAGAUGCAGAAUACUCAGAAGCUGGCGGAUGGUGGAAAGUUGAGGGCGACAAACUCCUCAUUGCGCCGAAAGCAAAACAAGAUUUUUGGAGAAAGACCUACUAUGAACCUAUUCUUGUCAAAGAUGACGGAUCUUUCCUUUAUCAUAUUGUCCCUGAAAAAGACCUACCAGCUACCAUAGAGACAAGCUUCUCUUUGACACCCAAGGCACAAUUCGACCAGGCAGGUAUUAUUAUUCGACUUGAUGCAGAUCACUGGAUCAAAACGGGCAUUGAAGUUGUGGACGAACAGGCGCGUCUCUCUUGUGUUGUUACGAAUGGAUUUAGCGAUUGGUCGACGCAGCAUGUCUCCGAGCCGGGAAUCAAGAUUCGAGUACAUUUACUUCCACAGCAUGGCGGCAGUUUUGUGGUGGAAGCUGCUCCUAGAGAUACCGACGAGUGGUCAUUCAUCCGCAUUGCCCACCUGAGUAGGAAUUCCAACGAUGGCAGUCUAAAUGACAAUAAAGAAGUCAAAAAUAGCUUCCAUGGCGAAAGCGCGCAGCCAGGAACCCUCAUGGUGGGAGUCUUUGCAGCAUGCCCAGUGGAUCAGAAGGGAAUGGUUGCGACUUUUGAUAGUAUCUCAAUAACCAAAGGCUCUGCCUUUGUUCACGACGCUUAG